UAAUGAUGCCAAUGAAGUAACGUGAUAAACGGUUAUGAUGUGACUAUUGAUACGUACACACGUUUUAUACAUGCUGUAUUAUGUACAUGUUGAUAUACUCAUGUAUUAUACUUGUUCUAGCAACAACCAUUCACACAACAGGCUUUCCCCCAAACACCACCAUGCAACAACACCAUUCAAACACAACUUUGAACAAAAAAGGUAACAUCUCUUAAUUUUGCUCAAUGAUGCCAAUGAAGUAAUGUGAUAAACGGUUAUGAUGUGACUAUUGAUACGUACACACAUUUUAUACAUGCUGUAUUAUGUACAUGUUGAUAUUCUCAUGUAUUAUACUUGUUCUAGCAACAACCAUUCACACAACAGGCUUUCCCCCAAACACCACCAUGCAACAACACCAUUCAAACACAAGCCCAUAAAAACACUUCUGACUCGUGUAGAAAGGCUUCGCAAGAGAAUGAAAGCUGUUCGAAGCACAAACGGGCUUUAAAUGCAUAUUAUGUAUGAUUGUCAGGUGUCCACAUACUUUCAGCUUUAUAGUGUAAAUACACUGUUUGGUAUGUGCUGUGUUACAUACAUGUUCGUAGACUCAUGGAUUUUACUUAUUCUAGCAACAACCAUUCACACAACAGGCUUUCCCCCAAACACCACCAUGCAACAACACAAUUCAAACACAACUUUGAACGAAAAAGGUAAUAUCUCUUAAUUUUGCUUAAUGAUGCCAAUGAAGUAAUGUGAUAAACGGUUAUGAUGUGACUAUUGAUACGUACACACGUUUUAUACAUGCUGUAUUAUGUACAUGUUGAUAUACUCGUAUUAUACUUGUUCUAGCAACAACCAUUCACACAACAGGCUUUCCCCCAAACACCACCACGCAACAACACCAUUCAAACACAACUUUGAACGAAAAAGGUAAUAUCUCUUAAUUUUGCUUAAUGAUGCCAAUGAAGUAAUGUGAUAAACGGUUAUGAUGUGACUAUUGAUACGUACACACGUUUUAUACAUGCUGUAUUAUGUACAUGUUGAUAUACUCAUGUAUUAUACUUGUUCUAGCAACAACCAUUCACACAACAGGCUUUCCCCCAAACACCACCAUGCAACAACACCAUUCAAACACAACUUUGAACGAAAAAGUAACAGACAUAAACACAACAGGCUUUCCCCCAAACACCACCAUGCAACAACACCCAAAUUCAAGCAUAACCAUGACUACAGCAGAUAACCUAAACUCAAGCACCCCUGACCCCACACGCAAUGGCUCCACCAUGAACACAAGCUCACCCACACUCAUGCCCACCACAGCACCAGAUACACCCGUAAAGUGCAACUACGAUCUUACAGAAGGAGCUGAAAGGUUUGAAGUGAAUGUAUCUGCAAAGAAUUACACCAUUAAUCUCACAGACACAGAUGGAAACAUGAUCCCACUACAGUCAAUGUCUUCUACAAUACCAUUUAAAUUAUUAAAGCCUUGCCGGAGUUAUAACCUCACGGUUCAUCCUGACUGUGCACGUCAGGGAAAUGGACCCUUUAAAACAAGAUCCUUAUAUGCCUCAGAUGUAACCCCCAAGAUCAAUGAAUCACACGUGUGUUUUGAGACCAUAUGGGCUUUGAACCAUUGUAUUGAGAUCAGUAAGGACAACUCCUGCACAAACAUUAACCUGAGUUUUCAAGACGACUCCUGCAAAACGUCGAUACCUUUCACUCUCCCCCCAGUAAAGCCUGUUAUUACUUCUGAAAACAAAAUUCCUGCGGAAUUGCAUUGGCAAGACCGGCCUCAAUCUUGCAAUGGAAGCUUCAGCUACAACUGCACAGAUGCAGAAUCAACAGAGAAAGUUGAAAAAUUGAAACCUAAUACAACUUAUAAAUGCACUGGGAUAUAUCAUUAUGGCAAUGGAACAAUUACAAGUGACCCCCUCACAGUAAAAAUUACAUGCAAUAUAAGUGAACCCAGCAUCUCCAGUAAAACUCAUAACAGCAUAGAAGUAUCCUGGGAUAAAAGUAGAAAUUGCCAAGGCUUGGAAUUCGUUGCUGAAGUGAAAAACGACAAAGGUCAGCGUGAGAAAACUGCAAAGAUCAAUGAUAAAUCUACCCAUAACUUUACUCCUUUGGAUCCCUUUAAAAGCUACACGUUGAUAUUUACAGCAAAGUAUGAAAUGCAAGUAAUUUUCAGUCGUGAAAAACCAACUGAAACAUUGAGUUCAGAACCCACAAUACAAAUGUUCAAGGUAGAAAGAGCUGAACAUAAUGCUUUCAAAGUGACAUGUAAUUUGGAAUCAAGAAGUUGGAAUGGGCUUAAGGGACAUUUUUAUGCAAAGGUCUAUCAACCUCAUGAGAAGAAAAACAUACCGGUAUCCUCAAAAGAAUGUGACUUUAAGUUUAAAGACCUCUACUACUCAACAGAAUACACAAUUGAGGUUUAUGCCAUAAAUGGAAAUGGCAACCAAUCUAAGAGCCACACAGAAAAACAUUGGACUAAAUACAAUGACAAAGCUGUUCUUGGAUUCCUGAGCUUUCUCAUUAUUCUCACGUCGGUCGCACUCCUGUUUGUCUUGUACAAAAUCUACCUUCUAAAGAAGAAAAAGUCAAGGAACGAGCAAGAAAUGGAUGACCUUCUGCCGCCGACUCCACUGUACCAGGUGGAACCCAUGAGUGCUGAAGCUUUGCUGGAGGCAUACAAGGAGAAAAGGGCUGAUGAGGGACGUCUGUUCAUGGACGAAUUUCAGAGUGUUCCACGUAUUUACUCCAAUUAUACAAUCAGAGAGGCCAAAAAAACAGAAAACCAAUCAAAGAAUCGCUACGUUGACAUUCUUCCCUAUGACUAUAAUCGUGUUCCUCUCUCUCAUGGAGGAACAGGUGACUACAUCAACGCCAGUUUUAUUGAGGGUUAUAAGGAAACCAACAAAUAUAUUGCAGCUCAAGGACCCAAGGAAGAGACAGUUGGAGAUUUCUGGAUGAUGAUCUGGGAACAAAACACUUCGAUUAUUGUCAUGGUAACCCGUUGUGAAGAAGGAAACAAGAACAAGUGUGCUCAGUACUGGCCCUCACUAGAGAGAGAAACAGAGAUUUUCGAUGACUUGGUUGUGAAAAUCAAGGGAGAAGAAAAGUGCCCGAAUUACAUAAUUCGCCACCUGACCCUGAUGAAUCGGAAAGAGAAGGCAGCAGAACGAGAAGUCACUCACAUCCAGUUCACAAGCUGGCCUGAUCACGGUGUCCCCACUGAUCCUGGCCUGCUCCUUAAACUCCGCCGCAGAGUCAAUUCCUUCAAAAACUUCUUCAGUGGACCUAUUGUCGUUCACUGCAGCGCUGGAGUUGGACGCACAGGGACCUAUAUCUGUAUUGAUGCUAUGAUUGAGAGUCUGGAGGCAGAAGGACGUGUGGACAUUUACGGAUAUGUGGUCAAACUUCGCCGCCAGAGAUGUCUCAUGGUUCAAGUAGAGGCCCAGUAUGUGCUCAUCCACACGGCACUGAUCGAGUACAGUCAGUUUGGCGAGACGGAAAUGUCACUCUCAAAUUUCCACUCAGAGGUCAACACACUCAGACAGAAGGAGGGAAAUGAGUUGUCUUUGAUAGAGGAGGAGUUUCAGAAACUUCCAAAAUUCAGAAACUAUAGAUCAUCCAAUACGGCACGCACCGAGGAGAAUAAGAAGAAAAACCGCACCUCUAUUGUGCCAUAUGACUUCAACAGAGUCCCAGUUAAAGUGGAGGAUGAAGCCAGCCAUGACAGCGAGGCUGAGGAUGAGGAUGAAUAUUCCUCAGAUGAAGACGAUGAAGUUCCCACCAAAUAUGUCAAUGCGUCAUAUGUGGAUGGAUACUGGUACCCGAGGAGCAUCAUUGCUGCACAGGGACCUAUGGCUGACACAGUUCCUGAUUUUCUGCACAUGCUUGACCAGAAGCAGGUUAAAGCUGUGUUCAUGCUCUCUAAUUGCACUGAGGAUGACAAGGAGUUCUGCUCCCAGUAUUGGGAUGACGACAAUAAGAAAACAUUUGGGGAGAUGGUGGUGGAGGUCAAAGAGACUGAAAACACUCCUACAUACAUCAGACGGUGCCUAGAAAUACAGCAUACGAAGAGGAAAGACAGCCACACACUGCAACAGUACCACUUCCUGAAAUGGGCGGGUCAUGAGCUCCCAGCCAAACCUAUCGACUUGAUUGAUAUGAUAAAGAGUGUCAGACAGAGCAGUGAGAACAGGAGCAGCAAUGUGCCCAUUUUAGCACACUGCAAUGAUGGCUCAACACGUUCUGGAAUCUUCUGCGCCUUGUGGAAGCUUCUGGACAGUGCAGACACAGAGAAGCUAGUAGACAUCUUCCAGGUGGCCAAGGACCUACGCAAGGCUCGUCCGGGCAUGAUCAACACGCUGGAGCAGUAUGAGUUCCUGUAUGCUGCCCUGGAGGCGGCCUUCCCCGUGCAGAACGGCGAGGUGAAGAAGCCCAGUGAAGCACCUGCUGACUCUGUGCAGGUUGUUAAUGAAUCAACAGCACUGAUCAGUCCCAACACAGACGCUGCUGCCAAGGAGAGCACCAAAGAAGGCAGUGACUCAGCGUCGCCUGAAGAGGGAGCCACUGAGGCUAGCAGCGAGCCAGAGAAAGGCCUGAGUGAAAGCACCACCAACGGGCCUACUGUUACUGUAGAAGUUUAAACUAUUAGAUCAUAAUUGCAGCCUGCUUUGUAUUUCAGUUUCUUUUUUACAGAAAAAAAGAAAAGAAAAAAAGUUUUUUUUAAUUUAAAGACUGCUUAUUUGACACACUGUAAAAAAAAUUCAAAUGGAAAGUCUAAUUUUUUUGACAUUGAGUUUGAGUUUUGUUGUAUUUAACGACAGUAUUAAUUUAAUUAACAGAAAACAUGAAAAAACAUUCAGAGAAACAACAACCAUCUGCUUCAGUGUUUUAUAUAUAUGUUUUUUUUUCAUUCACAGUGGUGUAUUUUAAUGCAACAUGUUCAAUCUUCACAAGGACCAGUUAUAUGCAUUUAGUUCCACAUCUUUGCUUUUAAUCGUGCUCUUUCCAUCUUUCAACUGCAUGCUUGAAUGUACUGUAAAUGGAAAGCUUUUGCUCAUGUUCACUGUAUAUCUAUAUAUAUAUUGAGAUAUAUUUUGUUAAAAACAAAUCUAAGUUAUGAAGUUGCGAAUGUAUUCAUAUUCACAGUUAUGCAAAGAUUCCUUUGCACUACACUUGUAUCUUCAAACUAUCUGAUUGGUGUGAUUCUCAUUCUCAUUCAUAUGAUAUAAUAAGAUAAUUAUGGCUUUCCGAUGUUAGUUGUUAAUUGGAAAAAAAUUAAUAAAGGAAAUUAAUAUGUUACUAUGUAAUGGACUUGCAUGGACUUGGAAAAAAGUUGGAUUUUAAAGCAGAUCAGAUAAUGAGGAACGUUAGCAUGUAGGUAACUCUUAUGUGGGUUUGUAGGACACUUCAGAUGCAGAACCUCACUAUCUUGUUUCCCUCCAAAGAAAGGAAGAAAAGAAGAAAGAAAGAAACGUUGAGUUUGGGUUGCAACAACAUCCUGUGCAAAUGGGAACAAACAUACAAAGUGUCAAAUGGAGAUUUUACUGUAAUAAUAUCAACGCUGUCAAUGUUUCAUCUUAUUUCACUAAUAAACAUGUUAUAAGUUUUUCCUUAUUACUAGUACAUUCAUAAAUAAAGUAUCUACCUUUUGUCCAGUU
Molecule: messenger RNA, 5651 nt
Organism: Neoarius graeffei (lesser salmon catfish)
Lineage: Eukaryota; Metazoa; Chordata; Actinopteri; Siluriformes; Ariidae
Gene: ptprc
Product: protein tyrosine phosphatase receptor type C
Exons: 31
Coding region: 1011-4634 (1207 amino acids)
Biological process (GO): positive regulation of peptidyl-tyrosine phosphorylation; negative regulation of protein kinase activity; protein dephosphorylation
Molecular function (GO): protein tyrosine phosphatase activity; protein binding
Source: RefSeq, a predicted model, not a curated record